Molecule: messenger RNA, 2378 nt
Organism: Bactrocera neohumeralis
Lineage: Eukaryota; Metazoa; Arthropoda; Insecta; Diptera; Tephritidae
Exons: 7
Coding region: 930-2177 (415 amino acids)
Source: RefSeq, a predicted model, not a curated record
AGUCAUUGCCCGAAUUCGAAAGAGAAUUAAUUUCAACUUAAGAUUAACUCAUCCACACGUUGUGACGUCAUUAUGUCGGCAACGAAAACGGCAAACAAUGAAUUAUAAAAGUCAACAAAGCAAUGGAAACCACUUAUGGACUAUUAACAUAUGAUUCGAUUGCUGUUGAAAUAUAACAAACGCACACAAAUAGAUACGAAAUAGUUGUUGGAUUGUAUUUGGGCUACUAAACAUUUGUUAACCUUUCCUGUAUGAAAUAAAUUAAUAAGCAGCCGAAGAGUCUCUCAUAUGGAAGGCAGAAGCCAAGCGAAACAAACCAAACAAAACAAAAAGAAAAACAAUAAUAAGAAACACAAAACCAAAAAAUAAAAAAUAAACACAGAAACAAAAACAGAAAAACAAUAAAAAAGAAACACAAAAACAAAAAAAAAACAAUUAACAAAAAAAACAUAAAAAACAAACAAAGCAAGCGUAUUGAUUAUUGCGCUAAAUGCGGGGAAAUACAUACACUUAUGACAAACAGGUAAUCAGCAGCAGACGAAAAUUCAAAAGUCAAACCCGAAACUCGAAUUUCUAUACAGAAGCACGGAGGGUCACUGUCAAUUUCCAGUUUGCGCACUAAAUUUAAAAUAAAUACACGUGUGAAUCUCACUACACACACACACGCACGCACUUAAUAUCACAUUACUGGACAACAUCUCAAGCGGACAAUUGCUCACCAAAGUUUAAUGCUUCUGAUUUAGGCAAAAAAAAUGUUGACGCUGACAACCCGGAGAUGCAUUGCUCUCGCGACGCGUCUCGUCUCAUUUAGUUGAUGUUCAGUGGCGCUUAAGUGAAGACGUGCGAAAAGAUAGCUGACUUAAAUCAACACGCUUCCAACAGCAGACUAUUUUCAGUGAAAUUAAGUGUAAAUAUCAACAGAGCGCACGAUGAGCUGGCGCUUACGCUGCCUCGUGUUGACCGCUCUAGCUGUGUGGCAAGCGCAUGCAAAGCCAUUGAUAGAAGAUGCCACCUUUUCAGAUGUUGACCUUGUCGCCGAAGACUCGCAUGCUGAUGCCGUCUAUGUAGCAGCGCCGGCCCGCAGCAAACGCACACCACAACAUUUUGGUGGUAAUUGUGGCUUUAACGGUUGUGGUGGUCGAAACAUUUUCGGCUCAAAUAACAGUCCCGCAUAUAACAGUUACGCUUAUGCGCCUUAUAAUAAUGCGUUGCAGCCACCGGCAACGGUGGUGAAUCAUGUACAUCAACGUGACGGUCCGCCACCACCGAUUGUUCAGUCACAACAACAAUAUCGCCCCAUCGCUGUUGUAGUAUCUCAUCAACAUCAAGCAUCCACCGGCACUGUUGUGCAUCAUGAACAUCAACGUAACGGUCCACCGCCUCCAUCAACCCCCAUAUCAGGUGCUUAUACUGAGCAGUCAUAUAAUUCGUACUUAACACAAAACACUCAUCAACACCACCACCACCGCCAACAUCAUCAUCAUCAUCAUCAUCCACCCCUUCAUGAUUACGAAUAUGCUUCAAUGCCACCACAGCCACCGGUGUCAUCGGCUUCGCUAGCACCGCUAGAUUAUUAUGAUUAUAAUUCGAAUGAAUAUUCGUCAGGUUUUCAUAACCAUCCACCACCAGGGUUCCACGGAGGCAAUCCGUUUGGUCCACCUUAUGGAGCGCCACCUGGCUUUAAUAGACACCCUCCACAUUAUGGACCACCAGGUCACGGACCACCAGGUCAUGGACCACCUGGUCAUGGACCACCUGGUCAUGGACCACCUGGUCAUGGACCACCUGGUCAUGGACCACCUGGUCAUGGACCUCCAGGCCAUUAUGGACCUCCACCUCCAGACCGUUUUGGCCCUCCAGGUCAUUAUGGUCCUCCAGGUGAUUUUGGCCCACCCGACGGUGAACCACCCAAUUAUGAAGAACCACCAGAUUUUGGCAAUAGUUCCCCAUCUCCAGUUCCGUCUGCUGAACCAUGGCCUUCACAAGAAACUUCACCAGCACUUCCUCAACCAGCGGAAACACCACCGCCUCCAGCACCUACUCCGCCGGUGAUCGCGCCAGUUCCAAGCACUACACCGGCGCCGGUUUUGGUGACAGUGGCCCCAACCACUUCGACUACAACAACCACAACGACUGCCGAACCAUUUUACGACAUUGAUGUUAGAUUUGGCAACUAAGUAAAGUUGUUUUGAUUGUUGUAAAGCGCGGAAAACUACAUUAAAAAUUAUCCAAUAAUUGUGGAAACCAAUUUUGUACAAAAACUAAAGACUUUGUUUGUGUGAAAUGAGUGCGCCAUGUUCCAUCUAUUGUCACAUAUCGACACGAAAAUUUGGUUUUAUUACGGCAAAAGAGCUGCCAACACUCCUCAGCAUCAGAAA